UUCCUUUUCCACUUUUUCCACCCAAGUGGAGGCAUCGUGUUUACCUGGGUUUGAGGGCUUCGCGUUAUAAUAACAUGCCUGGAAAGCUUCUCAGUCUCAGCGAUCAAGAAGAUAUGGAGAACGGAAGCGCAGCAGAGUACUCUGAGACCGAGCACAAGAAGCAUAAGAAGCAUAAGAAAGAAAAAAAGGAGAAGAAAAAAUCUAAAAAAUCUGAGAAGCGCAAGAAGCACAAACGAGAACACAGUGAGGAGGCUACAGACCCCAUUAGCCCUCCCAAACCCAAGAAACAAAAACUAAGCGAUGAAGAAGAUGCCAAUAGUGAUAGCUCUGUUCAAGAGAGGAGAGAACUAAGUAGUGUGAUAACCAAUGGGUUCUCUGAAGCAAAGACUACCUCUCAGUCUGGUGAGGAAAGUGGCGAAUGUGAAAGUGAACCUGAACAGGAGCUUACUCUCGAACAGAGAGAGGGCGCUUUCUCCAAUUUCCAGAUUGCCAAAGGAACUGUUGACCUUCUUAAAGCUAGAGGCGUGGAGUAUCUGUUUCCUAUACAAGUCAAGACAUUCGACCAUGUCUCUAGUGGGAAAGAUCUUAUUGCCCAGGCCAGAACUGGGACAGGCAAGACGUUCUCCUUCGCCAUUCCUUUAAUAGAGAAGCUUCAGGGCAACGGACCAGAUAAGUGCAGAGGCCGAAGUCCUAAGGUGUUGGUCCUUACUCCUACAAGGGAGCUGGCCCUGCAGGUAACCAAGGACUUCAAGGACAUCACCAGGCAACUGUCCAUAGUCUGUUUUUAUGGUGGCACUGCAUACAAUGCUCAGAUUGCCAGUAUGCGGAAUGGAAUUGACAUCCUAGUAGGAACACCAGGUCGAAUAAAGGACCACCUUCAGAAUAACAAGCUGGACCUGACCAAGUUAAAGCAUGUUGUCCUGGAUGAAGUGGACCAGAUGUUAGAUAUGGGAUUUGCUGAGCAAGUUGAAGAGAUUUUAAAAGUUGCAUACAAAAAGGAUUCACCUGAGAAUCCACAAACCUUGCUGUUCUCAGCAACCUGUCCAAGUUGGGUGUAUGAUGUAGCCAAGAAGUACAUGAGGCCAAAAUUUGAGCAGAUUGACUUGAUUGGGAAGAAGACACAGAAAACUGCUACAACAGUGGAACAUUUGGCAAUUGAAUGCCACUGGUCCCAACGUGAAGCAGUUAUUGGGGAUGUCAUUCAGGUUUACAGUGGCAGUCAUGGACGGACGAUUGUUUUCUGUGAGACAAAGAAGGAUGUUGAUCAACUUGUUUUAAAUUCUUCUAUUAAGCAGGAUGCCCAGGGUUUACAUGGAGACAUUCCACAGAAACAGAGAGAGGUGACACUCAAAGGUUUCCGAAGUGGCACUUUUGGAGUUCUGGUUGCUACUAAUGUAGCCGCCCGAGGACUAGAUAUUCCAGAAGUGGAUUUGGUGAUACAGUCAUCACCACCAAAGGAUGUGGAGUCCUACAUCCAUCGUUCUGGCCGUACAGGCCGAGCAGGACGUACUGGGGUGUGCAUCUGCUUCUACCAACGGAAAGAAGCAGACCAGCUUAGAUAUGUGGAGCAGAAAGCGGGGAUCAGGUUAAGAAGGACCGGGCUACCUUCUGUGACCUACUAUAUAGAGGCACAGUCAACUACUUCUAUCAGAUUCCUGGACUCCAUCCCAGAGUCAGCAAUUGAGCACUUCCGUCCAGCAGCAGAACGACUUAUUGAGGAGAAAGGAGCUGUUGAAGCACUGGCAGCAGCCCUGGCACACAUAACAGGAGCAAAAUCCAUCGAACAGCGUUCUUUGCUAAAUUCAGAUGCGGGAUUUGUGACCAUGUUGUUAACUUGUUCAGUAGAAAUGCACAACAUAGGCUAUGCAUGGCGUGGUCUAAAAGAACAACUUGGAGAGGACAUCGAGGAUAAGGUGAAACGUAUGCGUUUCUUAAAAGGAAAGAUGGGCGUGUGCUUUGAUGUACCGGCUGCUUCAGUCAAGGAAUUCCAGGACAACUGGGUGGACUCCAGGCGCUGGCAGUUUUCUAUUGCAACAGAACUUCCUGAACUUGAGGGAGACAAAAAUUCCUCAGAUUUUAGGAAGGGUCGACCAGGUGGAUUUAGGAGAAAUGACAGAUUCAGAAACAGAGGACAAUCUAAAAGAAAUUUUGGAAGGUCAUCUAAUUCUAGAUAACAUAAUAAACUGUUUUUUUCCACCUA
Molecule: messenger RNA, 2200 nt
Organism: Protopterus annectens (West African lungfish)
Lineage: Eukaryota; Metazoa; Chordata; Ceratodontiformes; Protopteridae
Gene: DDX21
Product: DExD-box helicase 21
Exons: 16
Coding region: 75-2174 (699 amino acids)
Molecular function (GO): RNA binding; RNA helicase activity; ATP binding
Source: RefSeq, a predicted model, not a curated record